This is a messenger RNA of Gadus morhua (Atlantic cod), 1215 nucleotides long. RefSeq names its product guanine nucleotide binding protein (G protein), gamma 3 (gene gng3). The transcript has 3 exons. The record is from RefSeq and is a predicted model, not a curated record. Gene Ontology annotation, cellular component: heterotrimeric G-protein complex. Lineage: Eukaryota; Metazoa; Chordata; Actinopteri; Gadiformes; Gadidae. Gene Ontology annotation, molecular function: G-protein beta-subunit binding. The coding region runs from base 487 to 714 and encodes 75 amino acids. Gene Ontology annotation, biological process: G protein-coupled receptor signaling pathway.
AUUGUAAGCGCUAACGACCCCAUCAUCAGGUCCAUUGAACCGCCGGAAUCAAGGCCGACGACGAUCGUCUAAAUCCAGGGUCGUUCACGGCCCAAAGUUUCCCUUGUUGACAGAGGAUGACAUUUGGUAUGAUCCACCCUAAUAAGAAACAAUUGACCACUGGUCCGUCCCUCCCCUCCCUUGGGAGAUACCACUGUGGUAUAGGGGUGUUCUCGCCCCAGUACCACUAACGUGAUGCUCAUUGUAGCAGAAUUGCAUCGCGCCGGGUUGUGUGGAGCAGGUCGGCAUCACGGUGUUUGAGGGGUGGGGUUCGAUCCAGUGAUAAUACCAGCGGACAGAAGGUGUACGAAUAGACCAAAGCACCACACAGAGAAGGGGAGAGAUUGCAACUGAGGAGGAAUAAAACGGUCCAUGCUACCGUUCCAUGCUACCGUUGCCCUGUAGCUUCCAUGCUACCGUCUGAAGGCCUGUUGUUCCCUGGCUAGCAUGAAAGGUGACACACCCGUGAACAGCACCAUGAGCGUAGGACAAGCCCGCAAACUGGUGGAGCAGCUGAAGAUCGAGGCCAGCUUCUGCAGGAUCAAGGUGUCCAAGGCGGCGGCGGACCUCAUGGCCUACUGCGACGCCCACAUCCACGACGACCCCCUGAUCACCCCCGUGCCCACCUCCGAGAACCCCUUCAGGGAGAAGAAGUUCUUCUGCGCCCUGCUUUGAAACCGGGGAGGGGCUGGAGGGUGGGGGACUGUACACACGUGGUGGGGUGGGGUGUACAAGAGUCAGAGAGUGGGGUACCAGGGUACAAAAACUGACUGGUGCAACAAAGUCCUAAAUCUGCACUGAUACUAUCAGAUGGAUUCAAAAUCAAUAGGUAAAGCUUGACCAGAAGACGUUGAUUAUUGACACACAAACAGCCCAAGUACGAACAAAAGUACUUCUCGUAUUUAAUUGAGCACCUGUGACUUUGACCAAACCACACACACCCCUCUCAUGAGUUAAGGCCUUUCAUAUCAGCAAGACUUAUCUUUUCCAAAGGCUGUCUUGGUCACAUUUAAUUUAAUGCUGGUGCUGCUUUGCAACCAAGUAGCCCAUUUUUAGGUGAGAUUAGCAAUGGAGGUGUCACGUUAAAAUUGUACCGGGGGCGAAAAUUGUACCGGCCUACGUCAUCAGUUGUUUACAUCUUGACAACCUGCCGACAACAUUCGGCUCAUGUUUCCA